This is a messenger RNA of Nematolebias whitei (Rio pearlfish), 5327 nucleotides long. RefSeq lists its product as uncharacterized. Bases 329 to 5020 code for a protein of 1563 amino acids. The transcript has 9 exons. Gene Ontology annotation, biological process: cell differentiation. The record is from RefSeq and is a predicted model, not a curated record. Lineage: Eukaryota; Metazoa; Chordata; Actinopteri; Cyprinodontiformes; Rivulidae.
UUUCGCUUCAGUGGCUUGUGGGCAGACUGACAGCACAUGACAGCCGAAGAAAAGUUUUUUUGUGUGUUGACAAACUCGAGUCGAACCGGCAGAGACUUAAGUUGUUUAUUUAUUUAUUUUUUUUACAAAAUAAAUAGUUUUUUUCAUGAAGCGUACAAAAGUUUUCACGGAAAUGCUCCACGUGAAGUUUUUCUGCGUAGACUGAGAAAACAAAACAACUUUGGAGUUGGAAUGAGGCCCAGGGAGCCGCUUCAAAUGGACAGUGAGUGAAAUCAGUCCAACCCGGAUCUUUAAAGUUUCUCAAGGGCGUACUCCAGUGUGAGGCGGCAUGUCCAACCGGGACUCCCUGGGGUUUGGGGACCUGCUUCCCCAGGAUGUGAUUAACGUUUUUGCCCAGGAGAAAAACAGCAAGAGGGGCCGGAAGAAGCGCACUCGCGCCUUUAGCCGAGCUUUUGGCUGGUUCAGGAAGAAGAAGAGGAAGAAUCUUGGCAGCAAUGGGCAGAGCCCUGGUCUGGGCCUGACUUUGGACGGUCACCGAGCCGGACAUCCAGGUGGACACAAGGCAGGACAGAAGUCAGGAAGGCAGGCUCAUGCUCAGGGAAACAGUCAUGCUGCUCCAAAGCUAAACGAUGAUUACAAGACGCCAGCAGCCCCGCAGAUCCAGGAGAAUGUGUUCAUGGAGGGCAGCAGGUCCAAAUAUGUGGAGGACCUCCACACCGAGGCUCAAGAAGGGUUGAAAAUGAUGCAAGAAGAAAGCCAUAUUGGAGAGAAGUUUCAGGAUGAUGUAAGCACAGUUUCAACAGUGACAGUCGAUACAGACGGGGAAGGGACAGGGUUUGUGACAGACAGCACCAUUCCCGACACAUCUUCUGUUGUCUCGAUGCGCUCAUCGGUGUCCACAAGGUCGUCACGCUCCGGACUCACCAGGCAAGGAUCAACGUUCAGACCACUGAACUCUGGAAAAAAGUCUGAAAAGUCCAAAACAAGAAGAAAACAGAGGAAGAACGUUCCAGGGAUUCCUCGACAUGUUCAGAAAGAGCUGGGUUUGGACAGAGUGGGCUGGACAAUAAAUGAGAAACAGGUUUACAACGGAGAGACUAAUGUUAGUUCUACAACUGAUGGAUCACAGCAUGACGCAGGUUCACCAAAGGGGUCCGGUGCUAGCCCGCAAGCGUCUAAUUUUAUCUACCCGCUCAGUAAAGACAAAGUGGAGCAGCUCAAUGCUGCCCAUGCAGGACAUAGAGAUGACCUGGCCUUGCUCCACCGCCUGCAUCCUCUUCUCACCGAUGAACAGAGGCCCCGGUCUAUGGCCGUCCCCUGGAUGACUACUUCCUCCAGCCUUCUACAGCAGCCACCCAGUCCUGUCAUGUCUAUGUCACCCCAGGCUGCUUACUUGUCCAAAAUCAUCCCCAAUGCCGUGUUGCCACCUUCCAUCGAUGUGGUGGAAAUUAGCCGUGGUCGGAGUCGCAGCAGCGUGCGCACUGUCAGCAAGAGCAGCCUGCUGUUGUCCAGCCCAGCUCCCUCCCGUGCUUCUUCUAGAGCCUCUUCAUCCAGAACCUCUUCCUCCAUGUUCACUUCUGCCUCCCGCUACAAUGGUCCCAAUAUGUCCGACACCUCUUGUUGGAGCAAUUCUGACUCAGACACUCUGGUGUCUGACUCUUCAACCAUCUCUAGCAGCAGCACCUCUAGACAAAAGUCUGAGCACAGAUAUACUUUUAAGGAGAACAAAGUUAAUAUUAAUUCCUCUGAUGGUACCUCCAAGGUCAUCAUUAAGGAAGACCAGGUUAAGAAAGAUGGGCAAUUUGUACGUAGUCUCUCUGUCAUGAAGACCAAAAGACCUCCACCUCCUCCAAACCGCUCCAAUUCCCUUCACAGUAAAGUGAAGAGAAGGUCACGAGAUCUGGCAGAGGUUAGAAUUAUUUCUGGAGAACAGAGCACACUUGUUCCAAGUGGAGAAAACAAGCCUGGUACAUCUCCAGUCCUCUACAGGAGCAUAAACAGCCCUGACUACCAUGCAGACACCAGUUCUCUGGAUGAAUCAACAGGCUCUGCGUCAUUCACUUUCAUCAAAUCUCAGCUACAGGAGCCAAAAGCCGAGGAUUCAAAGAAUGUUGCAGAAAUCAUUUACAAAGAAGAUUCAUAUAAAAAGCAGCAACCUCUUCAGGAGAACAAGCCCAGCAAAGUCAUCUCCCCAUCCAGUGGCUACUCCAGCCAAGAUGGAACAUCCCCAAUUCACAAGUCAUCUCCACAGCACAAGAACAACACUUUCUUGACAAAGCUUCAUAAGUUGUUUGGUGGGUCUGCUCCAUCCUUUUCAGCACACCCAGGUGUUGAAAAUGUUAAACCCACAGGGGAACCUAAAUCUGACACGAUCAGCGUCAGCCCUUCUGUGCAGACCUUGAGAGAACUCUUCAACAUCCCCCCCCCACCCAAAGUCCACGCUCCGCCACCUCCUCCCCCUGAGGUAUGGGCUCACAGUAAACGGACAUUUGAGUUACUCCUGGGGCCUCCAGCUCCUGACGACGUCUACGCCAUCAUAAAAAAGAAUCCAAAGGACAGGAGACACCAGAGGCAGUCCCCCUCUGUGUCUACAGAAAGUUCUGUGAAAAGCUUAGUGUUGGAAAGAAAACACAAGAAUCCAGUUACCGAGUCAAAGACGGUUCAAGAAAGUAGGAUCUUCUCUGCAGAGAUUCACAAAGAGAACAAUGAAAGUCUAGCUCAGAAUGGAAGUUUGAAAGAAAUCUAUAUGGAUGAGAAAGUGAGAGUAUGUGAUAUGUUAAAUGGGAUUUUUGUGAAGGCUGUAGAACAGCAGGCAAUAAAAGAAGGUUGUCAGAAAGCAACCAGGCAGGCUACAGAGGUAAAGACCUUCACAGAUCCAUUACCCAGUAUUUCAUUAGGACGCAUUUCUCCAUCACCGUCUCCUCAACUAGCAGACCAUCCAGUCCAACGCACCACUACAGAGACCACUGAAGGUGCUUCUGUCUCAAAGGUACAAGUUACAUCACCUGAAUCAUCCUGGCCCCCGCCACCCCCACCAAUGAAUCAAGGGAAGAUCAGUAGAUCUGAUGAGACAGAUUUUCCUCUUCCACCUCCCCCAUUGUUUGGUGAGGUGGGACUAGUUUCACUUGUUCAGGUGCAACUAAAGGAGUCCAGCCUCGGUGAUGACUUAUCUUCUACGUAUGUGUCUGUUAAAUCAAAGUUGAAAGUAGAACAAGUCACGGUGUUCACUGGGGAUGAAGCACAGAAGCGCUGUUCACCUGACAAGGUGGUGUCUUUAUCCACGAGUGUCCCGCCUCCUCCACCAUACACAGCUCCCCCUCCACCAACAGUUACAAUUCAGAAAGUUGUUCUUCCACCAAAAGAGGCUUCUCCACCACCUCCUGUGGGAUCCAUCACUUAUGUUGUUCAAGAGGUCAUUCCACGGGUUCCAUCGCCAGACAAAGAUGCUUCACCUCCUGUAAAUGUUGUAGAAGUGUUGACCUUCCCUCCCAAAAAGACUACUGCUCUUUCCCCUGAAAAUGCUUCUCAGCCUGCUGGAGACACAGCACCUGAAAGCAAGCUUGCUCCACCACAAAGUAUUCCACCUCUACCGCCACUGCCAUCGCUUCUCCAACUGUCAGAGCAGCUUACUGAUCCUCCGCACAAGAACAUCUCAUUGGAACCAGAAACUAAAGACUUAUCGAACAGUAUUUUCAUCACCCCACAGAGUAUUCCACCUCCUACAGAGCCUCUCCUCAAACAUUCAGUCAUAAUUCAGACAACUGAUGAUCCAGCAACUGAUGAUGCACCUCCUUCUCCUCCACUGGAGUUCAAAAACCCACCUUCAUUAAAAGAGGCAGAAACACCUGCUCCUAAUCCACCUAUUAACAUUCCCCCGCCUCCACUUUUACCAGCACAGAUUCCUGCCAGUAUAAAUCAUCAGUCUAGUCGUCUGAGCACAGAAAACCAAACCCAAGAGAAGAGCUCUGCAUCUGAUGGGCACAAGGAACUGUCUAUCAUCACCCCAUCCCUUCUGCAGAAGGUCAAGCUUCGGUCCAUCAACAGCAGUCCCGAACCCCUUGAAGGUCAAGAGCAGGCCUCUGUGACAGCUGUGCACAAGGAACCCACCUCAGUUAUAACCCAUUCCCUCCUGCAGAUGGUCAAGCUUCGAUCAGUCAACAGCAGCCCUGAACCAUCAGAAGCUGCUAAAGAGGAAACCAAGUCCACCAGCACAUCAGCUCCCUUGCAAAUAGUCAAGCUUCAAUCAGUCAACAACAGCCCUGAACCACCAGAAGCUGCUAAAGAGGAAAUCAAGUCCACCAGCACAUCAGCUCCCUUGCAAAUAGUCAGGCUUCAAUCAGUCAAUAACAGCCCUGAACCAUCGGAAGCUCAAGAGCAACCAGAGCCUGAGGCCACAGUGAACCAACAAACGUCCAACAGACAGACCUCUUCAUCCAACAAUGAGACUCCUCAGAAGCCCAUCAGAAAAUCCCUGAUUGUCCCUUCUCUCACCUCCACUUCAGAACCGUCCCAAUCUCUUGUGGUUCCACCAGCAUCGCCAUCACCUGUAGCCUCCCCUGUGAAAAAGUCUCACACUACCACAACCACUUCUGUCUCUAUGAACCUACAAGAGGCCAUCCGUCUCAGGACAGCAGCCAGAUCAAAAGAAGGUCCUGCUUCUCGCCUGAGCCUGCACUCCCCGGUGUCGCCCCCGAGCACCAGUCCGAGCUUCGUCUUCUCCAAAAGCAACCCUGUGGUAGGAGUUGUGACAAAGCAUAAGCAAGUGAACAAGGAAAUAGCGCAAACUAAGUCGGAGGAUUCUUCUGUGACCAAAGUGACGAGUCAAGCAGAGUCAAAGGUGGGAUUAAAGAUGCCGCCACCUGUUGCAAAGAAACCCAAAACUAAAAGUAAAGAAGUUGAAGCCAGUGAAGCUAUAGAGCAAACUGCAGGACAGGAGGCGCAGCACGAUGGUAUCAAAGAUGUGGCAGAGGAGAUUAAUGGGACAGCAGGUACUGUUCAAGAGGAGACAACAUCAGCAUGAUUCUUACGUCUGAAGGAGACCUCAGAAGGACUGACCUAGAUUUUUUUUAAAGCAAGUCUUUUGUUUGAGAGAUUACAAAAAUGGAUUUGGCUGCAUGAAAUUCUAAUUUGAGACAUUCUCUGUUCUGCAGUGGUUGAACCUGAUUUUUAAGGCGUGGGUCCUAAUGUACUCUAUUGCUCAGUUUGUGUUUUAUAGAGUUAAUGCCGUUUGAGCUUUAAAUUGUAGAGAUUGUGAUAUUCUGCCCUCUUGUGUCAAACAGUGAUUGUGCCACUUACAUUAUGUCCUGCUGAAUCUAAGCUUUAGACUU